Molecule: messenger RNA, 957 nt
Organism: Olea europaea var. sylvestris
Lineage: Eukaryota; Viridiplantae; Streptophyta; Magnoliopsida; Lamiales; Oleaceae
Exons: 3
Coding region: 1-957 (318 amino acids)
Source: RefSeq, a predicted model, not a curated record
AUGGGGAGGAAUACAAAUUUGAAUGACCCUUUGUUCGGAGCAGCUGAUGGUUCCCAUAACGUACAACACGAUUACAUCCGUCAUGAGCAUAGUGUCCCAAGCAAUAAUGUAGCUGAUAGUCCAAUUGAAUACGUUGGGGCUGCACCAUUACAUGAGAUGUUGGAUGACCCGUUACAUGGUACAAAUGGUGCUAAUUUUGCAGACAUAUUCUUCAGUAAGAAAGAGCUAUAUUCAAAAAUUCAUGUGCUUGCUUUACAGGAGAAGUUCCUUUUUAAGGUCAGCAGGUCGAGCCUCAAAAUGUUAACUGUCGUAUGCUCAGACGAUAAUUGCAAGUGGACGUUACGGGCUUCGAGUGUGAAGCAGUCUGCAAUAUUCAUGAUCCGUAAAUUUAACAAUGUGCACACAUGUUCUGUAGAUUUCCGUCGUAACGCACAUCGACAUGCCACUACUUCUGUAAUUGUCGAGCAUAUUUUGGAGAAAUUAGAUAAUCCAUACCAAUCAAACGAUCCUACCACUAUUGCGCGUGACAUGGAACGCGAGUUUGAUGUGAAACUAAGUUACCAAAAAGCACAUAGGGAUAAGGUGUUUGCUUUACAUAUGUUUUAUUACUUCUUCCUGACAUUCGGUGCAAGCAUUCGUGGUUACAUGCACUACUUGAAACCUGUUAUUUGUGUUGACGGUAGUCACUUGAAAGGUUCAUACAAAGGUACACUACUGCUGGCAACUGGCCAAGAUGCUAACAAACAGAUUUAUCCCCUAGCAUGGAGAAUCGUCGAUGUCGAAAUGAAUAGAUCUUGGAUGUGGUUUCUGUCAAACUUGAAAGAGCUUAUAGGCAACUUGGACGAACUCGUUUUUGUUUCCGAUAGGAAAAACGGUAUUUCUAAUGACAUUGCUCAUGUAUUUCCCCAGUCUCACCAUGGAUACUGUAUUUGGCAUUUGGCGAAGAACUUAAUCUAG